Molecule: messenger RNA, 588 nt
Organism: Neoarius graeffei (lesser salmon catfish)
Lineage: Eukaryota; Metazoa; Chordata; Actinopteri; Siluriformes; Ariidae
Gene: dpm3
Product: dolichyl-phosphate mannosyltransferase subunit 3, regulatory
Exons: 2
Coding region: 77-355 (92 amino acids)
Biological process (GO): GPI anchor biosynthetic process
Cellular component (GO): endoplasmic reticulum membrane; dolichol-phosphate-mannose synthase complex
Source: RefSeq, a predicted model, not a curated record
CGAGUUGUUGACGUCAUAACUCUGCGCGCAUGUUGCAAGUGGUGAGCUGGCUUAGAGUUCUCCACAUCUGUUCAUCAUGACCAAACUUCUGGAAUGGCUUUUCGGUGUAUCGCUGAUCUCUGUUGUGUGGGGACUUGUGACCUUUGACCUUCUUGGAUUGCACUUGCCUGCUGUGUACCAGGAAGUGGCUUGGCCGAUGCCUGUGUACCUGCUGGUGGUGUUUGGCUGUUACUCACUGGCAACGGUCGGCUACAGAGUCGCCACGUUUAACGACUGCGAAGAUGCGGCCAGAGAGCUGCAGGCCGAGAUACAAGAGGCUAAAGAGGACUUGAAGAAGAAGGGCUUGAAGAUGUGAGGACUUUGUUGAAAACGAUGAAUGCGGCUGGACUGUAUCAGACCGCCUUUCCGACUCCGCUCUGCUCUUUUUGUGUCUCUGUGACUCUGCUGUUUGUUCUACUUGAGACGCUGAGCGAUUACAAUCGGAUGUAAAUGUUGUUUUGAAUUUUCCUUUGAAUGCAGUGCAGAUAUAAAAUUAUACCAGUCCAUUAUCAAAUGAUAUGAUGUAUAAAUAAAUGUGUAGAGUGAGAA